Messenger RNA from Acanthisitta chloris (rifleman), 363 nucleotides. RefSeq names its product serine/threonine-protein phosphatase PP1-alpha catalytic subunit-like. The annotation marks the transcript as partial. Gene Ontology annotation, molecular function: protein serine/threonine phosphatase activity. The record is from RefSeq and is a predicted model, not a curated record. Gene Ontology annotation, cellular component: cytoplasm; nucleus. Lineage: Eukaryota; Metazoa; Chordata; Aves; Passeriformes; Acanthisittidae. The transcript is spliced from 2 exons.
UCCAAGGCUCGCGGCCAGGGAAGAACGUGCAGCUGACGGAGAACGAGAUCCGAGGGCUGUGCCUCAAAUCCCGGGAGAUCUUCCUUAGUCAACCCAUCCUGCUGGAGCUGGAGGCACCCCUCAAGAUCUGUGGUGACAUCCACGGCCAGUACUACGACCUGCUGCGGCUCUUUGAGUACGGGGGGUUCCCCCCUGAGAGCAACUACCUGUUUUUGGGGGACUACGUGGACAGGGGCAAACAGUCCCUGGAGACCAUCUGCCUGCUGCUGGCCUAUAAGAUCAAGUACCCCGAGAACUUCUUCUUGCUGAGGGGCAACCACGAGUGUGCAAGCAUCAACCGCAUCUAUGGCUUCUAUGAUGAGU